Messenger RNA from Pseudopodoces humilis (Tibetan ground-tit), 6017 nucleotides. It is a transcript of the gene ABHD13, whose product is annotated as abhydrolase domain containing 13. Gene Ontology annotation, cellular component: membrane. Gene Ontology annotation, molecular function: palmitoyl-(protein) hydrolase activity. The record is from RefSeq and is a predicted model, not a curated record. NCBI's taxonomy places the organism in Eukaryota, Metazoa, Chordata, Aves, Passeriformes, Paridae.
CGGCCGGGCUGUGCCCUGGAAGCGGAACCGCGGCUGCGGUGACUUCCUGCCUCGGGAGGAAGGAGCGGCGGUUGAAGUUGCGCGUCGGGGUCUGCGCUGGCCCGAGGCAGCGGCGGCGGCCGCCCGGGAGGAUGCGGCGGGCAGAGAUGAAGCCUGGGAAAUCACCACAUCUAAAGGAUUUACUUGGCGUAAAAGAUCACUGACUUCUACAAUGGAAAAAUCAUGGAUGCUUUGGACCUUUGUUAAAAGAUGGCUGCUAGCUUUGGCUUCCUGGUCUUGGAGUCUCUGCCGUAUUUGUCUUUUGCCCUUGAUAGUGACUUUUCACUUGUAUGGAGGCAUUAUACUCCUUGUAUUAAUAUUUGUAUCCAUAGCGGGUAUAUUAUAUAAAUUCCAGGAUGUUCUGCUUUACUUUCCUGAACAGCCCUCUUCAUCACGCCUUUAUGUUCCUAUGCCUACUGGUAUACCACAUGAAAACAUCUUCAUCAAAACCAAAGAUGGAGUUCUUCUCAAUCUUAUUCUGCUGAGAUACACAGGGGACAAUGCAGCAUAUUCUCCAACCAUCAUUUACUUUCACGGGAAUGCAGGCAACAUUGGCCACAGGUUACCAAAUGCUUUGUUAAUGCUGGUAAACCUGAAAGUAAACUUAAUUCUGGUCGAUUAUAGAGGGUAUGGCAAAAGCGAAGGAGAAGCAAGCGAAGAAGGCUUGUACUUAGAUUCUGAGGCUGUCUUAGACUAUGUGAUGAGUCGGUCUGAUCUUGAUAAAACGAAAAUUUUUCUUUUUGGCCGUUCCUUGGGGGGAGCAGUAGCUAUUCACUUAGCUUCUGAAAAUUCCCAUAGGAUUUCUGCCAUCGUGGUGGAGAACACCUUUCUUAGCAUCCCAUACAUGGCCAGCACUUUGUUCUCUUUCUUUCCGAUGAGAUAUCUUCCAUUAUGGUGCUACAAAAAUAAAUUUCUAUCCUACAGAAAAAUCUCUCAGUGCAGAAUGCCUUCUCUCUUCAUCUCUGGGUUGUCUGACCAGUUAAUUCCACCAGUUAUGAUGAAGCAACUUUAUGAAUUAUCCCCAGCUCGGACUAAGAGAUUGGCAAUAUUUCCUGAUGGAACUCACAAUGACACUUGGCAGUGCCAGGGUUAUUUCACUGCACUUGAACAGUUCAUCAAAGAAGUAAUAAAGAGUCACUCCCCUGAAGAAAUGGCGAAAACUUCAUCUAACGUAACAAUAAUAUAAUUGAUAUUCUUCUUUGGGAUGGGGUGGGGCAAGUACCUGCACUGUACCUUGAUUUGUGAUAAGUGGUAAAAGAAUGUCUGUUCUUAAAUGUAUGUCAUGCUUGUACUUGCCUAAAGAGUGAAAUUAAACUUGGAAAGGUCUGAUAUUUUAUUAAGGUGUUCCAGAUAACUUUUACAUUUGCAGCAUUGUAAAUGAACCAUUUUAUGUCUUUCUCAUACUUUUUUGGUAUCUCUGUCCAUAUAUUCCAUUUGUUUGAUAUGUACAACAGAUGCUAUUAAAGAAACUUGCUACAAAAGUAGUACAGAAUGUAUUUAGAACAACGGGAGGCUCUUUGGUAUUCACUGCUGUAUGUGUGAGCUUUUUGGACAGCCAUGGUUGGCACAAUGAUUUGUUGCUUCACUUAGAGUUUAUUUAAAGUGUGCCAUGCAUGAGAUUAGUGUUUAAUUUCUUGAAAUUUUAUAUUAUGCAAAGUGGGAAGUCUUUAAUGUGCUAAAUAAUAUAAAAUAACAUAAAUGGUAGAGUAUACUUGCAAGUAUACUGUCCUGGGUUAUUACUGGUUUUAUGGUUAUGCAAACUUACAUAUUUCAAACUGCAGCUGAAGAUGAAAAGAUCCUUAUUUUCAUUUACUAUUUGUAUUAUAAUAGUGCACAGAAAGUUGUAUGUGCCUAACAUCGUGACUUCAGGAUUUUACCCAGGCAAUUUCUCUAUAGAAAAGAGAAGUAAUUUUUUCUGAAAGAGAUCAGUGCCAUCUAAGCUCCUUUCUGCCUCAAGCUCUUCUCAAUAAUGUACAGGUAAACUAUUUGUUAGAACUAGUCUGCUUGUGCAUUUGAGGUUGUAUUUCUUAAGGCAAAAUGGGUGGUCAUACAAGGUAAAAGUAGGUUUUUGUGUUCAGACUUUUAUGCUGGCAUAGGUAAAUGUUUGUGCCCUUUAUUUAUACCUCCUAAAGAAACAAAUUUGAAUAAUUACAAGUGAUCACAUGAUUAGAGAAAUGUGUACAAUUGUUACAGUAAGGAUAAUGAAAAUGUCCAGAUAGUCCUAGAUGGUCAUAUCAUUGAGGGUAGGAAGGCUCUGCAGAUACUGAUUGACUGGAGCAACAAGCCAAAGCCAACUGCAUGAGGUUCAGCAAGACGAAAGGCUGGGUCUUGUGCUUGAGUCACAACAACCCCAUGCAGCACUACAGGCUGGGGAAAGAAUGGCUUGAAAGCUGGUCAGCAGAAAAGAGACUUGGAGGUGCUAGCCAACAGCUGCUUGGAUAUAAGCCCAGAGUAUGUCCAAGUGAUCAAGAAGGCCAGUGGCAUCUAGGUCUGUAUCAGCAGUGGUGUGGCCAGCAGGAGCAGGGCAGUGACUGUGCCCCUGUGCUCCGUACCAGUGAGGCCACAGCUUAUGUCCUGUGCUCAAUUCUGGACCCUUCACUACAAGAAAGAUAUUGAGGUUCUGGGAAUGGUAUGGAGCAUGGGUCCUGUGAGGAGCAGCUGAGGGAUAUGGUGGUGUGUAGUCUGAAGGAAAGGUGUCUCAGGGGAGACCUUACUGCUCUACAAUCACUUGAAAGGAGGAUGUAGCAAAGUGAAGGUCAGCCUCUUCUGCCAUGUUUCAAGUGCAUGGAUGAGAGAAAAUGGCCUUGCAUCAAGGAAGGCUCAAAUAAGGUAUUACAAAUUUUACUGAAAGAGUGGUUAGUCAUUAGACUAAGUUGCCCAGGGAGGUAGUGGAAUCGCCACCUCUGGAAGUGUUCAAGAGUCAUCUGCAUGUGGCACUUGGGGAUAUGGUUUAGGGGUGAUUAUGGUUGUGUUAGGCUGAUGAUUGUACUAGAUGACUUUGAAGGUCUCCUCCAACCUUGGAUCAAAGACAUAGCGCUGUUAGCUCAGGCUCUAAUGGAGUGUGGGAGCUGUUUAGAUCUCUUCUGCUGGUUUAGUUACUCAUCUGCUGCAGCUGAGUUUGCCUCAUCUUUUUUUUUUUUUUUUUUUUUUUUAAUGGAAAGAACAAAUUGGAAAACCUUCCAUGCAAUCUGUAAAGUUGCCCUGAAUCAAAUUUUUAAGUAAACUUUUCUGCCAUGUCCUGAUUCAGAAAAGCUUCUCAGCACACACUUAAAAUCUGUUUCCUGAGGGACAGUCAUAUUUUAAGCUUGUGCUUAUGUUCUCUGGUUGAAUAAAACUGCUUUUGUGAACUGGUGCCUUAAUGGUUAUGCCUCCUGAUGGAAUUAUAGUUCUUACAUACAUGUGGGUAAUAGUUGUCAGCAGUUUGUAGAUAGGGUGAUACAUCCUUUCAUAAACAUGAUUUUUUGGGGUUUUGUUGUUUUUUUUUUUUAAAUAAACAUAUACAUACCAGAAGUUGCCGCUUUCUCUGGUAAGUAUCUUAUAUAAUACUAUUAUUAAGGUUUUCUUAGAGUUGAUAGAAAAAAACUACACAUCUUUGUGGAUCUAUAGACGUGAAAACAUAGAGCAUACUUUUCAAUCUGAGUGAAACCAAAACUAUCUUUUCAGCCUUACAGUGGUGAUAUUUAUUUUUUUUUUCCUUUUGGGAAGAGGGGUACUUUGGAAAAGUGUAUUGGAGAAGUUUGAUUGGGGGCUGGGAGAUGAGGCUGUGUGUAACUAUCAGAAAGAAGUUAAUAGACAUAUCAUUGCCUUUCCCUGAUGUAUUCUACAGUGAGAUAUGAGCUGUUUGCGUAGAUUUUCAUCUAUUUCACAUUGCUUUAGAAUAGCUGUGGAGGGAGAGAAGGAAAAUUAGCAGUCAAAUAUUGCUUUUCUAAAAUUCAGUUUAUAAAGCCAAAAGAGUAAAUUAAUUGUUGGAGACACAAUGAAGAGAAAGUAAUUGCUUUAGAAGUUGUCAUAUCUUGACAUUAAAUAUCAUUGGGCGGAGGGGUGGGGUUCACAGAACAUCAAUUUCUAAAGCAACGUGUCAUUUAACCUCACUUCCCACCAACUGAAACAAAAUUCUCAACCCUAGAAUAUCCCUAGUAUUAUGUGGCACUUGUAUACAAAUGAAGUAUUCCUGUUUGAGCACACUGUUGCUAAGACAAAGUCAAAUGUGUGGUGUUAGAUUAUGGCAGUGUGAAACUUCAAAGUGGGCUGUAUCUAAACAUUACUUAUUAUCAAGCCAUAUAUUUUCACUAUAUUGUCUGCAGGAUGUAAAUAUGAAACUUUAAUUUUGCAGGUAUGGGGUGUGAGUUGGCACAAUUGUUAUGUAUGCAUCCUUUAUACUUAUGUGGUUUCUUCCACCUUUCAUAUAUGCACAGUUUUGUUUCUCAGUUAAUGGGUUGGCCACAUAUGCUUGUGAAUGAAUGUUAUUAUGCUGUUUUUCAUUGCAUUGGUUAUUGUCAGGAAAAUUAAACCACAAACACCAGAGCCUCUCCCUUUAUUCGAAUAAAGUAAAAUGACUCCUCUGUCUCCUUUUUGGACAUAAACCUCUGGUGUUUGUGGAUUAAUUUUCCUGACAGUUAUGAAGUACAGUGAAGGAAGAUAGAAGUGAUGUUUUUAUUCAAAUAUUCCACUGCUCUGCAUACAAUUCUUUAAGUGAGGGAGGGAGGAAGAAUGGGGAGGAAACUUGUUCUGACAAGUGAAGACUUGUUUUUAUUUCAUGGUCUGUGUGAUAGAAACCACAGUUAUCUGCUGCUAAAAACUGAACUGCAAUGAACAUAGUAAUAAUAACUUUAAAUUGCCAAAUGGUGUGUUAUGAUACUGUUGCAUUUAUUUAAUACCGUUACAUGUUUUCCCAUAAGAGUUAUCCAUUUGUGUAUAGAUGUUUCCCAAAUACUUGUUCUGUGGGUACAAAUUUCUAAUUUGGGAGGAAGUCGAGUUCUUUUCAGAGGUUUAUAAGAAAGCCUUAGUUUAAAUAUGUUCAUUAAAGGAAUUUUCUAAGAGGAAAUUAAAUUUAAAAAAAAGAAAUAAAAGUAAAAACAAAAUUCCUGGGAAGGGAUCAGGAGUUGAACAGCUGUAGCAGUAGAGUUCCUUGUUAGGAAGUAUAAAACCUGAUGUGUGCACACGUGUGUGUGGUUUUAAUUCUUGGAAAUACUUGCGGCUUCCUACUAACCCAAGUUUACAUUCCCAGAAUUUGUUUCUGAACCGUGAAAUGCAGAGAGAGAAGCUGUGCUUUCUUCUGGAGAAACAUUAACUGGUUAACUGCCCUCAUGUCCAUUUCUCAGGUAAAAUUAGAAAUAGAGCACAAAUACAUUUGGUAGGCUACGGACAAUCUGUCAGCUGAAGGGCAGAAGGAUUAACUAUUUAUACAAAAUAUGCAUAUCAGCAUCUCUGAGCUAAUAAUUGGGUCAUGUUGGAUGUUCACAGUGAAGAAUGCAAGGCAGAAUAGAGAGUCCAAGGUAUGGUCUUUUCUGUUAGCAAAAAGAUGCAGACGUACCUCCAUUUGUAUUUUGUCAAUUCUUGAAAAACACAUUUUUAUUUUUGUUAAUGAGAGUUGAUUUUGCUGGGGGCACUUCUGCCAAAUAUAAAAUCAGUGCCUCUUGCAUGUAGUGGGAUCAGCCUGAUGUAUCCCAUUAGGUAUAAUUUGCAAUGCCGUCCUGCUUGUAUAAUUUAGAGUAGAAGCCCACAGAGGUGUAAAUAGAGAUAGCAUAUUGAAGUUCUAAAUAAAACUUAUGUUUUGAAUUCAGAAACGGUCACUGAUUAUGAGAUGCAAGCUUUUAAUUUGAUUUUUCUUUAAUAUAUAGUUAAGGCAAAACUGUCUUAUAAAGUAUUCUUAAGUUUUGUAGACAAAGCAUAAAUGUUAUUGUAUAUGUGCUAAUUGUGGCAGAGUUUUACAUUAUCAUUCUAGUUGGUUUUUACAAUAAAGUUAAUUUUACAAAAAA